Alternaria alternata is the source of this 1942-nucleotide messenger RNA. RefSeq lists its product as hypothetical. The transcript has 2 exons. Bases 157 to 1599 code for a protein of 480 amino acids. The record is from RefSeq and is a predicted model, not a curated record. NCBI's taxonomy places the organism in Eukaryota, Fungi, Ascomycota, Dothideomycetes, Pleosporales, Pleosporaceae.
ACCGCCACUUCACCUCAUCAACCCGCUCCUUUCGCAACGCUCUUUGCCUUCACUGCUGUGCUGCUCUUGUGCUUGUUUCACUUACGCUCCUUACCAACGCCGCGUUCACACUGCGGCUCUCACUUUAAUCUACUGCAGCCUCUUUAGGCCUCCGGCAUGGCCAACAUUCCGCUUCACUGCAAUAUUUGCCCCAAAAAGCCCAGCUUCAGCGAUGUUUCACAUCUACUCACUCAUAUUGCCAGCAAAGGUCACUUGUCCAAUUACUACAAGGUCAAAGUCCGGUCCACCAACGAGGAAGCAUCUCGCCGCCUCGUUGAGACGUACGACCAGUGGUAUGCCGAAUGGGCUGUCGAGGAGCUGAUGUCGGAGCGGAUGAAUCAAAAGGACAAACGUCGCACUCGUGCGAGGACCACUGCCCGACCCGUGCCCACGCAUCCGCUCAAGAUUGAAGCCCCAGUGCCACGCCCCGUACGUCGUGUUGCCGCAAGCAACCUCCUUGAUCCGCGUCUAUCAGGGCAGCAGCAUACCAUGAUCAAACUGGAGCAUUCACCUUCGCCAACGCCCCAGGCUAAUGGACCGGUCCUCCGCAACCGCAAUACCUUCGCGCCUCAUAUGCAAUAUUGGCCUACAGAGUCACGCGCCAGCUCCCGUAGCUACACCAACCAAGAUUACGACACGUCUAGUGAAUACUCAGACCCGAGCGAGAGGCGGAGACCAUACCGGUACACCGCUGCAGCUAAAUAUGCUAUCGAGGACGAGCCUGCCGAGGUCGUGGACCCAAUGGCCGUCAGUGAGUCAACCAAACUCAAGGGGGUAUACUGGCCUGGGAUGGACAUCUUCGACUCUGCUACCCCAGAGAUGCGUCGUAAAAGGAACCAGAAGAAGGACAGCUCUGUCGUGGAACAACUGGAACUCAACUCUCAAGAAGUUGAGGCUACUGAGCUCAUCUUCACCCCAUUGGGCACUUUCAAACGCCAACGCAGAAUUUCAUGCUCUGAGUCUGACGAAGACGAUGAGACUGAGAUAAAAGCUGAGAGUCCUCAACCAGUGCGCAGACGGCCUGCACUCGCCAAUCUUGAUGCCAAUGCUACUCGCCGCUCUACCAGACAAUCCAAGCGACCUGUGUUUCCCUUCCUCAAUCGCAAUCAAUACGACGAGGACCGCGGUCCGUCUGGGUAUGACCACAGUCACAAUAACUAUGCUCCAAAGCGGAAGCGAUUCGAAGUCUUUCAAGACAAUGAUGAUGUUCCGUUCUCGCAACCCAGCAGCAUGAAUUAUCUCACGUCUGGAUUCACACAUCAAGCAUCUCCCUCCCCAGCACCUGUGUUCACUUCCUACAAACCCUUCAACGAUCCUUUUCAGUACGAGAACAAGGAGAACAUCCUACCCCCGUUCCAUCAGACAGGUUACAGCAACUUUGACGGGCAACAAAGCAAUGGCUAUCAGUAUCCCACCUACUCCUAUGGCAUCGGUCCUGAUCAGCAGGCCUUCCAGUACACUAGCCAUCUCUACAACACCACAAGCGCCUACCACCAACAUGAUCAGGAUGAUGAUGACCAACGCACGAUUACAGCGCCGCCUUCGCCAUCUACGAGCUGAGUGCUUAUCACUUAUGCAGAGCUACCCUUGAACUCCUCAAUGCGACACUUACCCCGCGCUGUCAUCAUGUCGCAACGGAUACCCACUUUUCACACUCGUUCCAUCUACCGGCUUAUGCGUGCGACUUACCUUUAUGCGUUACGUUUUGGUGUUCGAUUCAUACAUGGCGUUACAUAAUUUACACCGCGAUGACUAUCGGCAUACGGUAUAAUGUAGUAUGAUUUCCUUUCGAGAGACACGCUACGGGAUCGCUGGACAGAUACUCAGGCAUGUUCUUUUCCAUUUCUAUGCCUCACUCUACUGUAAACUUUCAUAGCAAACAUGGGCUUGCUGGUGAGAAGCU